Penicillium argentinense is the source of this 459-nucleotide messenger RNA. RefSeq lists its product as uncharacterized. The coding region runs from base 1 to 459 and encodes 152 amino acids. Lineage: Eukaryota; Fungi; Ascomycota; Eurotiomycetes; Eurotiales; Aspergillaceae. Gene Ontology annotation, cellular component: membrane. The record is from RefSeq and is a predicted model, not a curated record. The transcript is spliced from 2 exons.
AUGGAUAUUCUGUAUCUGCAUCAUCGCUGGAACUUCCAGGACAUACUAUGCUCUAUAUUGUCAGCCCAGGAUGCAAAGAUUCUACUUGGUACUACACAUUGCGGGAGCUCUUGCUGCUACACCUACACUUUUCGAUACUCGUGGCGGUGGGAACAAAAUACGGAAUUUGCGAGGCAUUACGUUCACGCUUUUAGGGAUCUCAGCCACGUUGAACGGCUUGCCUGGGGCCGCGUGUACACCGAGCUUGGAGCUGGCUGGUUCCUUGCGGAAGGGGUCUCUUUGCUGGUCGGCGUUGGACUUUUCGUGAGCCGUCUUUCAGAGAUAUUUAAACCAGGGAUGUUUGAUAUUAUCGGUCAUUCGCAAAAGCUAUUUCACACGUUUGCCGUUCUGGGUGGUGGAUUCCAUGUGCUCGCUUUGGUAGCUUGCUUGAACUAUCAACAUAAUCGCAGAGGUUGCUAA